Messenger RNA from Hordeum vulgare subsp. vulgare (domesticated barley), 908 nucleotides. RefSeq lists its product as uncharacterized. NCBI's taxonomy places the organism in Eukaryota, Viridiplantae, Streptophyta, Magnoliopsida, Poales, Poaceae. Gene Ontology annotation, molecular function: enzyme inhibitor activity. The transcript has a single exon. Bases 51 to 593 code for a protein of 180 amino acids. The record is from RefSeq and is a predicted model, not a curated record.
CGCCAUGUUUUACACCAAACACAUCAACGACAUACGAAGUACAAACUAGAAUGGCGAGCAUGACAACAUCCUUAGCUAUGGUUCUCGUUGUGCUCGCCGUCGUGUCCUAUGGCCUCCCUGCCGCCCAUAGCGACAUCGACUUCAUCGCCCGCACAUGCAGGAAGACCACUAAUGCUGCAUUGUGUGUGGCCAUGCUAAGCGCUGACCCAAAGAGCGGCCAAGUGUCCACCGAGCAUGACCUUGCCAGCAUCGCUUUGCAAAUCGCCACCAACACCGCCAAGAAGAACGCCGCGGUCAUCUAUGACCUAGGCGGUAAGUACCAGGGCACACCAGUGGGACCUGCGUGGAAUGUAUGUGUUAAGGCACAUGUCAUUGCGGCGACCGAACUCAUGAUCGACGCCCGCCCCAGCUUCAACGGUGGGGACUAUGCAGAGACGUCGAAGAUCGUGUCCGAGGCGAAGGGCGCGGGCAAUGCAUGUGAGAACGCGUUCAAGGGGAUCCAUAAAAAGUCUCCCGUGGCCAACAUGGAUCGCGAGACGACGGAGCGGUGCGGCGUCGCCGGCGACCUCAUCGGACUGCUCAUCGGCAAGUGAUCGAUAAUAGCCCAUCUUAUCUGCUUGUUCACUCCUCUCAUCAAUAAUAUCAAACCUCGGCUUAUCCGCUCCUCUUCAUCAAUAAUAGAUCAAGUUGUGCAUGUCAAGAAAAAAACUGUUGCCUUUUUCUUCUUGUAGCGCAGGAGAAUAAAUGCUGGUUGUGCAUGUGCGUAUGUUGGGCUGGCCCAGAAGGCAAGCCCACCUUAUCUGGUAGUAGAGCCCAACGGCACCACAAUUAUAGCCUCUCUCUUCUCGUCAUUCUUCUCGGGUCGUUGUCGUCCUCGUGUCUCACUCUCUCUCUCCGAUAAAAUUUAG